UGCCCCCGGAAUGUUGAAAUAAGAAACCAAAAUAGAUAUUAUACAUUGAGUAGGCAACACUGUUUGCCAGCGGUGUGAAGUUUUUGACGGACAGCAUUGGGAAGUAAAAGAAAAAAGAAUAGGUGUCUGAACGGACGCUGGCGAACGUAAAGUGUCGAUGAUUUUUUUCACGCACAUCUAAAUUUCUUUAGCAAAUCUUAGCAAUCUUUAGUUUAUUUGUAUAUAUCAUAUAGAAGUGUGGAAAAUGCAGUUUUGGAGCAGUCGAAAAUGCCACUGCUUAGCAAUUUUUACGGUAAUUUAUGUCCUUUAUAAUCCUACCGAUUCUGGAGCGGUGGACAUUAACAGUGAAAAUAUUGACAUGACAUUAGCGUCCAAUGAAUUGGUUUUUCUUAAUUUCUACGCCGAGUGGUGUCGCUUCAGCAAUCUCCUAGCGCCGAUUUUCAAUGAAGCUGCCGAUAAGACGAAAGAGGCUUUCCCCGAACCAGGCAAAGUAGUGCUCGGUAGAGUCGAUUGUGAUCGGGAAACAGCAAUCGCUUCACGCUUUCACAUAGCCAAAUACCCUACACUCAAGGUGAUACGCAACGGACAGUUAAGUAAACGUGAAUAUCGGGGACAACGCUCUGCCGAGGCGUUUGUGGAAUUUGUGCGGAAACAACUUGAGGAUCCAAUUAAGGAGUUUUCGUCAUUGAAGGACUUGGAGAAUCUUGAUUCAAGGAAACGUAUAAUUAUAGGUUAUUUCGAUCGUCGUGAUCAGCCGGAGUAUGAAACUUUCCGCAAAGUAGCUACAAAUUUAAAAGAAGAUUGUCAAUUUCAUGUCGGCUUUGGAGAUGUUGUUCAGGCCAUGCAUCCGCCAACUGAGGACGACAGUAGCGAUAGAAGAGGUAAAGCGCUUUUCAAUUUAACAUUAGGUCAACCCAUCAUUGUUUUCCGACCCGAUGUGGCAUUGUCGCACGAAAACGAUGAAACCUUCACGGGCAGUUUGAAAAACUUUGAUGAGCUAAAAAUUUGGGUGCAGGAAAAGUGUGUGCCAUUAGUGCGCGAGAUUACAUUCGAAAACGCUGAAGAGUUGACCGAAGAAGGUUUACCAUUUUUGAUACUUUUCCAUAAGCCAGACGACACUGAGGCAAUCAAGGACUUUAAGGCGAUUAUAGAAACCCAAUUACUGGAUGAGAAACAGAAUAUCAAUUUCUUAACGGCAGAUGGCCAACGCUUUGCACAUCCAUUACAUCAUUUGGGUAGAUCGACGGAUGAAUUACCGUUGAUUGCUAUCGAUUCAUUCCGUCAUAUGUAUAUGUUCCCUAAGUUUGAGGAUAUGUAUACGCCCGGCAAGUUGAAGCAAUUUUUGCAGGAUUUGUACAGUGGAAAAUUGCACAGAGAAUUUCAUUAUGGUCCCGAUCCUUCAGGCAAUGAGGUGCAAACCGAAGCAGAUUCCAAAUCAGGCAAAGCCACUUCACCGCCAGAAUCGAGCUUUAAAAAGUUGGGACCUUCGAAAAAUCGUUACACACUAUUGCAUAAGGAUGAACUGUAAAGUCUGUUAUUAGGCUCUAGAUUAAACCCACACACAAGCAUGCACUCACAGAAACCCAGACAUUCACACGUGUAUUGCUUGCAUGUACACAAUAGACACCUGAAAAAUAAAUAACACCAGUCAAAUCAAUAGAAAAAACAAUCAAUCUCAUAUACAACAACAAAUAUAAAUACUGAAUGGAUUUUCAAUAA
Anastrepha obliqua is the source of this 1719-nucleotide messenger RNA. RefSeq names its product endoplasmic reticulum resident protein 44 (gene ERp44). The coding region runs from base 245 to 1528 and encodes 427 amino acids. The transcript is spliced from 8 exons. The record is from RefSeq and is a predicted model, not a curated record. Lineage: Eukaryota; Metazoa; Arthropoda; Insecta; Diptera; Tephritidae.